UCAGGACACGCUUGAGGUUGCUCGAGCGCACAAGUCAUUCUUCCUCUCAUUAAUAUAUUUGUGCUCAGUCCGCGACGGGGCUUUUAUAUUGCUCAUAACGCGUCUUGCAUUGCUCAGUACUCCUUGGUCCACUGUCGUGAUAUCAAAACACUUUCUUUUGGAUCGCAGCGAUGUCAGACAAACGGAGAGCAGAGAUUGAAGCUAAACGCGCUAAGCUUGCAGAACUCAGAAAAGCAAGGGCAGACCGGCAACGGGCAGAAACUGAGAGACGGCAGACUGAGGCUGGUCCUUCCAGUGGAGCUCGACGCGAUGUCGACGAGCUUGUCAACCAACUUGUUGGGAGCCGUAGUGGACUAGAUACCGGCGGGGAGGUUACACCUUCAUCAUCCCUCCCAAAUACCCCGCCUCGACCAACUGCGAGUCUACUUUACGGGUCAGCGCUUUCACCGUCGGGCAGGGCGAGCAGGCAGAGUGAUGUUGGUAGUGAUAGAGUUAGCAUGGGCACGACAAUGGUGGGGAUGACGGAUCAUGUCGAGAGAGUGUUGACAGCACGGUUCAUACCAGAUCUUAUAGACGUGGAGCAGGAACUGUUCGAGCUACCACAACGCGAACGCGUCAUCUACAAUAAAGAAGUCCAAACGACCGCCAUCGAAACAGAGACACCCUAUGUAUCUGAAGAGGAUAUUCGACAACAGAUAUUGCGCGAGCGGGAGUUGGAGGCGGAGCGUAUUGCGCAUGACAAGGAGCUCGAGGAGGAGAGUGUACAACUCGAGAAGGAGAUUGAGCAGGAGAUUCGCGAGCUUACCGAAGAGGAACGCGCGCAUAUACUCAGUGCACCCGAAUUCCUUGACUUCGUGGAGCAAUCAUCGAAGAUACUACAGCGAGCAUUGAACGAUGGUUAUGACUACAUUCGUGAUUAUACUGUUGGCACUGAGGCAAAUGGGGAUGACUCGGAAGGGAAGCGCGUCAAGCGUAUUUGUGCUUUCUAUGAUGAACGCUACGGGAAAAAUCGGUCGAUUACAGAUGUUGAUUGGUCGCCAAAGUAUCCGGAGUUGAGUGUAGCAUCGUACAACAAGAAUCCCGCUGCGUUGAAUGAGCCCGAUGGGAUUGUUGCAGUAUGGAACCUCCAUCUACUUGACAGACCAGAGUUUGUCUUCCACUCUCAGUCCGAUGUCCUCUCCGUUACAUUCUCUCCAUUCCACUCAAACUUGGUGUUUGGUGGCACAUACUCAGGACAGAUUCUACUAUGGGACACACGAUCGAAACAUCUACCUGUACUCAAAACGCCCCUCUCAGCUGCUGGACAUACACACCCAGUGUAUGCAAUGCAAAUGGUCGGCACCCAGAAUGCACACAAUUUGAUCACCAGCAGCACAGAUGGCACCGUGUGCAGCUGGCUUGUUGACAUGCUCGCCCAACCGCAAGAAACCCUCGAGCUCAUUCAUGCAGGCCACAGCAAGACGGGUGAGGUCGCCAUCACAACUCUGGACUUCCCCGACAACGAAACUACCACAUUUUGGGUCGGCACCGAAGAAGGCAAUGUAUAUCAGGCCAAUCGGUACGAUCGCGCGGGCGCAAAGGCCGGAUUAAAUCAGUAUGAUAUCUACAAGGGGCACGCGGGGCCGGUCAUGGGGUUGCAUUUCCAUCCCCUUGUAGGACCGGUGGACUUCUCAGAUCUGUUUCUGACAGCGAGUGUGGAUUGGACGGUCAAGCUUUGGCGUGCAAAGUCACUCGCAAAACCGUCGACUGCUGCACAUGCCAUUGCUCCUAUCUACUCAUUCGACGAGGCAGACGACUAUGUCUACGAUGUGAAGUGGCAUCCAGCGCAUCCUGCAGUGUUCGGAACGGCAGAUGGCUCAGGGAGAUUUGAUCUUUGGAAUUUAAAUACGGACACGGAAGUACCGGUUGUCUCCACGAACGUCGGCUCCGGAAGAGCUAUCAACAAGUUACAAUGGGACAGAAAGGACGGACGGCGCGCCGCACUCGGAGGGAGCGACGGGAAGCUGUAUGUCUACGAUAUUGGCGACAUGGCGCUUCCACGUGAAUCUGAGUGGACGGAUCUCCAGAAGACAGUUGCGGGCUUUAUUGGGGGUGCACAGGCGAACGGAGUGGCAGACGGAGACGCGACGCGGAUCGUUGCAGGGAGAUGAACAUGUUUUUCAAUGUUCCGUGGUUGUUCCGUGCCAUGUCAUGGGAUCAAUGGCGAUCUCCUCGAGUGUCGUAAGGGGAUGUUCUGUUUCGCUCGCAUUGAUCUUCUGUAUGCUAUUUGCAUCUUUCCCAUGACACUUUAGUCUUCAUGGGAACUGGGAGGACUAUAGACUAUGAUGAAUGCGAGGAUGAUAAGUUAUAUGUAAGUUUUUGACGCUGUGACUUCAAGAUGGCCUGUGAUAUCCACGCUUGGCCAACGGCGUUCCACUGGCUUUUUGGGCAGGAAAGAUGGAAUUAGAGUGGGUUACACGGAUUUGUUACAGGAGUGAUACGACAUCCGGGGAAUUUUUC
This is a messenger RNA of Suillus paluster, 2499 nucleotides long. RefSeq names its product WD40-repeat-containing domain protein. The transcript is spliced from 10 exons. Gene Ontology annotation, molecular function: dynein heavy chain binding; dynein light chain binding. Bases 171 to 2150 code for a protein of 659 amino acids. Gene Ontology annotation, biological process: transport along microtubule. The record is from RefSeq and is a predicted model, not a curated record. Lineage: Eukaryota; Fungi; Basidiomycota; Agaricomycetes; Boletales; Suillaceae. Gene Ontology annotation, cellular component: cytoplasmic dynein complex.